Molecule: messenger RNA, 1251 nt
Organism: Chrysochloris asiatica (Cape golden mole)
Lineage: Eukaryota; Metazoa; Chordata; Mammalia; Afrosoricida; Chrysochloridae
Gene: DXO
Product: decapping exoribonuclease
Exons: 6
Coding region: 1-1194 (397 amino acids)
Biological process (GO): nuclear-transcribed mRNA catabolic process; NAD-cap decapping
Cellular component (GO): nucleus; cytosol
Molecular function (GO): mRNA 5'-diphosphatase activity
Source: RefSeq, a predicted model, not a curated record
AUGGAGUCCAGAGAGACCAAGAGAGGAGCUGGGAAACUAGAAGCAGCUGAACCUCGGAACAAACUCCCCCAUCUAGCACCCUCACUGUCCACAGACCCUGCCCUCUAUUCUGGGCCCUUUCCUUUCUACCGGCGCCCUUCGGAACUUGGCUGCUUCUCUCUGGAUGCACAACGCCAGUACCAUGGAGAUGCCCGAGCCCUGCGCUACUACAGCCCACCACCUACCAAUGGUCCAGGUCCCAACUUUGACCUCAGAGAUGGGUACCCUGAUCGGUACCAGCCCCGGGAUGAGGAGGUUCGGGAAGGGCUGGACCACCUCCUACGCUGGCUUCUGGAGCACCAAGGCCAGUUGGAGGGGGGUCCAGGCUGGCUGGCAGGAGCCAUCGUGACGUGGCGAGGACACCUGACAAAACUGCUUACAACGCCGUAUGAGCGACAAGAGGGCUGGCAGCUUGCGGCCUCCCGGUUUCAGGGCACACUGUACCUGAGUGAGGUGGAGACACCUGCCGCUCGGGCUCAGAGACUUGCUCGGCCACCCCUCCUCCGGGAACUUAUGUACAUGGGGUACAAAUUUGAGCAGUACAUGUGUGCAGACAAGCCUGGAGGCUCCCCAGACCCCUCAGGGGAAGUCAACACCAAUGUGGCCUUCUGCUCUGUGCUACGCAGCCGCCUGGGGAACUACCCACUGCUCUUCUCGGGGGAAGUGGACUGCGUAGACCACCAAGCCCCAUCUACACAGCCUCCUGCCUGCUAUGUAGAGCUCAAGACCUCCAAGGAGAUGCACAGCCACGGCCAGUGGAGGAGCUUCUACAGACAUAAGCUCCUGAAAUGGUGGGCCCAGUCCUUCCUGCCUGGGGUCCCGAACGUGGUCGCUGGUUUCCGUAACCCAGAGGGUUUCAUCUGUUCCCUCAAGACCUUCCCCACCAUGGAGAUGUUUGAAAAUGUCAGGCAUGACCGUGAUGGCUGGAACCCCUCCGUGUGCAUGAACUUCUGUGCCGCCUUCCUCAGCUUUGCCCAGAGCACGGUUGUUCAGGAUGACCCCAGCCUCAUACACCUCUUCUCCUGGGAGCCCGGCAGCCCAGUCACUGUGUCCGUCCACCGAGGUGCACCCUAUGCCUUCUUGCCCACAUGGUAUGUGGAAGCCAUGAGCCAGGACCUCCCAUCGCCCCCCAAGACUCCUUCUCCCUGGGACUGAGGCUUCAGAGGAGCUGGUCCCGUCUCCGUACCCAGAUAAUAAAGGCUGAUUUCUAAG